Molecule: messenger RNA, 1285 nt
Organism: Orcinus orca (killer whale)
Lineage: Eukaryota; Metazoa; Chordata; Mammalia; Artiodactyla; Delphinidae
Gene: GIMAP2
Product: GTPase, IMAP family member 2
Exons: 3
Coding region: 212-1219 (335 amino acids)
Cellular component (GO): endoplasmic reticulum
Molecular function (GO): GTP binding
Source: RefSeq, a predicted model, not a curated record
UAUUUUUAAAAAGAGAAUCAGACACAGACAUGUGCUGGGGCUCACUUGCAGUGAGGAAACUCAGUGGAGAUUCGAGAGAGGAAGAAGCAGACUAGGUUUCCGGUUUUCUGGUUUGUUUGGUUGUUUUUUUUUUCUCUUCAAGCUGAACGGGCAAGUCACAGAUUUCACUGGGGAGGCUUCUGUUUCUUUCAAAAAUAACUCAGGAACUGCCAUGGGCCAAAAGGAAUGCAGUCACUCUGUAAACUUGCUCUUAGCAGGACCAUAUACAAAGAGUCAACAAGCUCAACAUGCCGGAGGAUCAGAGCUGAGAGUCAUUCUGGUGGGCAAAACAGGAACCGGCAAAAGUGCUACGGGGAACAGCAUCCUCGGGAAGGAAGCAUUUGCGUCCAGGCCGAGUGCCCAGUCCUUGACGAAGACUUGCAGUAAAAGUCGGGGAAGCUGGGGAGACAGAGAGAUGGUUGUCAUUGACACACCAGACAUGUUUUCUGGGAAGGACCCCUCUGAUUCCCUGUACAAAGAGGUACAUAAGUGCUACUUACUCUCCGCACCAGGACCCCACGUGCUGCUCCUGGUGACACAGCUGGGCCGAUUCACCACGGAGGACCAGCAGGCUGUGCAGAAGGUGAAGGAGAUCUUUGGAGAGGAUGCCAUGAGACACACAAUUGUCCUCUUCACCCACAAGGAAGACCUCAAGGGAGGCUCUUUGAUGGAUUACAUCCAUGGCUCAGAUAACAAAGCCCUAAGCGAGCUGGUGGCUGUGUGUGGGGGGCGAGUGUGUGCCUUUAGUAACCGUGCUAAAGGGAGCAAUCGGGAUGACCAGGUGAAGGAGCUAAUGGACUUGACUGAGAGCCUAGUGAUGGCGAAGAGGGGUGGCCACUACAGCAAUGGGCUGUACAGCCUAGUAACAGGGUCAGAAUGUGCAACUGUGCAGUCAGAGGAAAGAUUACAGGACUUCAAAGAGAGCUUUGUAAAGUACACGGAAAUUCAGAGACGUUCAGCCAUGACCAAAGCCCUAAUCCUAAUAGUGAUGUGUAUUCAGGUGUUUGUCAGAUUGCAAACUCUGUUAUUUCGUGUCUUGCACGGAAUGUGCAAUUUCUUUUACCGCUUACUGUUUACCAUGUGCCAUUUAUUCUGUAGCUUACUGUUAAUUAUACCCCAAAAAUUAAUGGUAAUUUUUAGAAAGACCAUUAGACGGGAAUGCAAGACUCCUAUAUUAUAGUUACAAUCAGUGGUUCUUUAUCCACUGUCAUUUAGUGGGUGAAUCACACACUGUGCCUCCCCUGUA